This is a messenger RNA of Cercopithifilaria johnstoni, 5913 nucleotides long. The record is from the annotation of a GenBank genome assembly. NCBI's taxonomy places the organism in Eukaryota, Metazoa, Nematoda, Chromadorea, Rhabditida, Onchocercidae.
AUGAGUAGUGCUACACGUCCCGUCCGUCGUUCACGGCGUAAUGUUAACACAGCAACGACAAGCGCAACGCAUCCAGAUGACGCAAUAUCGGUGGAUUUAUCAGGUGGUGACACGUCACCUCCCACUCGACGGCGUCGUCUUAAUAGUGACGAUCCCAUGGAAGGAUGCUCCAGAAGAGAAGGGGUCAGUACAAGAAGAAAAACAGACGCGAGAAUAGAACUGGGCGUUCGGCUAAUGGCCCAAAUGCGACUCAUUCAUAAUACUAGAAGAACUGUUGCAUUAGAGAGGACAAGUAUUGGAAAUGGAAGUGAGGAUCAAAUUGAUGCUGGGGUUGUUGGUAGCGAAUUGAAAUUUGAAGAUAGCGCGGGCUUUGGAAUGUCUCUGGAUUCGCUAUUAGGUUCAGAAGCAAAACGUGAGGAUAUUGUCACUUCAAAACAAUACAUUCGACCAAUUUUGGAUGCAUCAGAAACGUCUCUUUUGCCCAUUGAAAUAAAAGUGGAGGAAAAUAGCGCAGCAUCACCUUGCUCAUCAUAUCUGGAGCAACAACCAUCCACUUCAACGGUUGCAGCACAUCCGACGUCUUCGAUACCGUCAGCCACGGCUCAUUCUACACCUCGAAGUUCCUCAGCGGCUGGAGUAGAGUCAAGUGUUGAACGAGUGGCUAAACAGGAAGCUCAAGUGUUAGCACGAAUUGCUGAACUUCGAAGACAAGGUCUCUGGACAGCAUCUCGAUUACCAAUGAUUGAAAUGCCUCCACGAAAUAAAACACAUUGGGAUUAUUUGUUGGAAGAAAUGCGCUGGAUGGCUAUAGAUUUUCGUCAGGAACGAACUUUUAAACGUCAGGCAGCGAAAAAGUUCUCAUAUCAAAUUGCACGGAUGUUGCGAGAUCGAGAACAAGAAAAGGAACGAGCACAACAACGAGCCGUAAGGGAAGCAAAACGUGUUUGUGCGCUUAUCGCAAAAAUGGUUCGAGACUUCUGGCAGAAUGUUGAUAGAGUGGUUGAUUUACGUGCACAGGAGAUAAUUGAAUCAAUGAAGCGGAAAGCGUUAGACCAACAAUUGGAAAUGAUGGUAGGUCAUGCCGAUAAAUUGAGUGAAAUGGUGCAGGAAGGUUUAAUAGGCGAAAGAUCGAGCAGAGCAUCAUCAUUGCGGAGUGGUGAUAUUAUUAGAGAUGAAGAUGCUGCAAGUUUCUCAACCGAUUCGGAUGAUAUUUCUAUCUCUGAUGCUGAAGCAGGGGAUGGGAAUGUUGAGGAGGAAAUGCAAGGAUUGGUGGUCGAAGGGAGUCUUGAACUUGAUGAUUUUCUUGACUCGCUUCCACGGGGGUAUCUGGAAAGUCUUUCAAAGUCGGAACAACAACAGGACUUGUUUGAGCCUACACAGGGUACAUCUGCGGAUUGUAAACGUCCAGAAGGAAGUGAAGUAUCUACUGAAUACACAGCAUCGGAAAUCACACAGGAAGAAGACUCGACACGUCAUAGUGCAUCCAUUACGCAAAGUAUUUCAUCGGUAUCGGAAAAGGAAACUUCUGAUCUUACUCAUGUAGAAAAUGUGGAAAAAGGCGCGAUAGGCGCUGCGAUAAAUUAUGAUCGAUUGACAUCAGAAAAUAGUGAAGAGCGACAGAAGGAGUUAGCAAAUAUUGCAGAGGAGGCUUUGAAAUUUCAGCCAAAAGGGUUCACCUUAGAAACAACACAAGUGAAGACGGAAGUACCGCAUCUGGUUAGGGGUGCGUUGAGGGAAUAUCAAAUGGUUGGCUUGGAUUGGUUAGUGACUUUAUACGACAAUGGCUUGAACGGCAUCUUAGCUGAUGAAAUGGGUCUAGGGAAAACGAUACAAACGAUAGCGCUGCUUGCACAUCUGGCAUGCAAAGAGUAUAUUUGGGGUCCACAUCUCAUUGUUGUACCAACAUCGGUGAUCUUGAAUUGGGAAAUGGAAUUAAAAAAAUGGUGCCCAGCUUUCAAAUUACUCACUUACUUUGGUAAUCAAAAAGAACGAGCUGAAAAACGGAAAGGUUGGUCUAAAACCAAUGCUUUCCAUAUUUGCAUCACUUCAUAUAAAAUUGUUACGCAAGAUAUUCGGUCAUUUAAACAUAAGACUUGGCAGUAUUUUAUCCUGGAUGAGGCACAAAAUAUCAAAAAUUUCAAAAGCCAACGUUGGCAAACGUUACUCAACAUCCGUGCUCGCCGUCGUUUACUUUUGACGGGUACGCCGCUGCAAAAUUCUUUGAUGGAACUUUGGUCUCUUAUGCACUUUUUGAUGCCAGCUAUUUUUGCAUCGCAUAACGAUUUCAAAGACUGGUUUAGUAAUCCUCUAAAUAAUAUGAUGGAAGGUAAUACAGAAUGGAAUGCUUCUCUAAUACAGAGACUCCAUAAAGUACUGAGGCCAUUCAUUUUGCGACGCUUGAAAAGUGAUGUGGAGAAACAGCUGCCAGAGAAGACGGAACAUAUCAUCAAAUGUCCUUUAUCGAAGCGACAGCGAUGUCUUUAUGAUGAUUUCAUGUCCAGAAGAUCAACGAGAGAAAAUUUGCGGUCAGGUAGUGUCAUGUCAGUGUUGAAUAUUGUUAUGCAGCUCCGGAAAUGUUGCAACCAUCCGAAUUUAUUUGAACCGCGACCGAUAUUGUCACCUUUUGUAAUGCAACGUUUUACCGUUACUUUGCCGGGUAUACUGUUAAACAUUUGUCAAGGAAAGGACCUCGAAGAAACGAAUAUUUUGGACCUAUUCGAAAUUUCAGCUUCACAUGGUUCUCUAUUUGCAUACAGCGAAGGACGUCGUCUAGCUAUUAAUGAACAAUUGUUGAACGAUCAUCUUUCAAGUGCGGUCGAUGUGCCAAUGCCAAAUUUAGGAGGGUUUCAUUUAUCACGACCACCACCGCAGCUGCAUCCACAACCGCAGACGAGGGAAGGAUCAAAAGUUUUCAUGCCAGUUCCAUUGCCAGCAGCAGGCAUUCCACGAGGAAACGAGUUGUAUGUUUCCGUCGAUGAUCUUGGCAAUGCACGAGUUUAUCAACUGGUAGUUGAUAGCACUGGUGGUCAUACAGUUCGUGAAUGUGAGCCAAGUUCUGUAGCUGGCAGCAGUCUCUUAGUUUCUAGUGCAGCAACUUCGCAGAAUGCUACUUCUGUUACUUCUGCUUCUAAAACAUCAGCUGGAACUUCGAUGCAACCAACGUUGCAAACAUCACCAAAACUUUUGUCAGCAAAACAGAGCGCGGUAGAACCAACAACUACAUCCUCAUCCACAGCUGUUCCAUUGCUUAAACCAGCAUUUCGUUCCACAACGAUUUUGUCGCAAACACGCCCUUCAACUGACGCUUCCGCAAAGGGUACCGGGACGGUUAACAAUGGCUGCACGCCACUUCCUGAAACUCAUAUUGCUGCAACCUUCCCGAUAAGUCGGGCACAACAAGUGAAGUUAUUAGAGCCGGAAUCUGCUAGUGUGGGUAGUGUCGACACCGCCGUUGGUAUCAACCGAAUUCAAGUCGAGAUGAUGGAAGUUGAUGAAGUGAAACCAGCCAUAGCUGCAGAACAGGCCACUGAAAAAUCAGACUUAUAUGAUUUCCUUGUUUUGCCCGAUACAUCGAAAACUAUGGAACAGAUAAAAGUGGAAAGGUUGCAACGCUGUGCAGCAAUUUGCUCUCGGCGUUUACUGUUUCCCAACGUUUGUCGCACGCCGUUGGUAUCAGAUGAACUAUUAUUUGUUAUCAAAAAAGAACUGGGGCGAAAGAAACAUCAUCGUAAUUUAUCAGCAACAGAUUCGUUGGGAUGGUUGGCACAAUCGCUGGUUGAUUGGACUAGUGAUGCAUCACAAAGGUUCACUGUUUUCGUACAUGGGGCUCUGGCAGAUGAACCUGUUUUGCAAAUUAAUACUACUGGAUGUCAUGCCUACGUGCGAAAAGAAUGGGAUGAUUUGAAUGAAGAAUGUCAUCGUAUAGUAUUGGAUUCUGACAGGCUAUUUUGUCACAUAGAUAUGAUGCAAAAGCUCCAGUUUCCGGAAUUGCGGUUAAUUGAAUAUGAUUGCGGUAAACUACAAAUCCUAAAUAGCCUACUGCGUGAUCUCUUCCUGUACAAACAUCGUUGUUUGAUUUUUACGCAAAUGGCACGGGUUUUGGAUAUCUUGCAAGCUUUCUUAUCGUUCCACGGUUAUCAGUAUUUCCGAUUGGAUGGAACGACUGGAAUUGAAGAGAGACAGGCAAUGACGGAACGCUUCAAUGCAGAUCCAAAGAUAUUCUGUUUCAUUUUAUCAACUCGAUCAGGUGGCAUAGGUGUUAAUUUAACUGGUGCAGAUACAGUGAUUUUUUAUGAUUCCGACUGGAAUCCAACGAUGGAUGCACAAGCGCAAGAUCGCUGUCACCGUAUUGGACAAACGCGAAACGUCACAAUCUAUCGUUUAGUCAGUGAGCGAACAAUUGAAGAAAAUAUUCUGCGAAAAGCGAUGCAGAAGCGACGUCUCGGUGAAAUGGCUAUUGACGAGGGGGGAUUUACACCAGAAUUUUUCAAAGGUGAUAAUGUGAGAGACCUGUUUGAAGGUGUUGCAAACGUAGCCGACGUCGUUGCUCCAGUUGCCGUGGCAGAUAAUAAAGAAAUUGAAAAAGCCAUGGCAACGGUUGAAGAUAUACAAGAUGUUCAUGCAGCACAACGUGCAAAUGCUGAAGUAGAAGCAGAUAUUGCGGAGUUCGAUGAAAAUGCUCUAGUAUCUUCCACUGAGAACAGUCAAGAGAAAAUUGAAUCCAAAUAUUUAGAACUAAUAAAUCAGUUAAAACCAAUUGAACGAUAUGCAGUCAAUUUUUUGGAAGCGGAAUACAAACCAGAAUUUGAAGAAGAAGUAAAAGAGGCUAAGGCAUUGAUUGAUUCGAAAAAGGAUGAAUGGAUUAAAGCUCAAGAGGAUGUGAUGGAGGAAGACAGUGGCGAACAGCAGAGCGAUGAUGAGAUCUCAUUGACAUAUCUUACUGGAUUCGAUGUUCCUGGUUCUGUGGACGAGGUACGCUCAAAAGCAUCGGCAUCACGUUUAGCUACACUUAGACCUCAAUUGCAUAAACCACAUCCGCACAACUUACGCUCAGCAACAUUCUCUGCGUUGAAAAUACGUUCGUCCCCACGUCUUAUUCAGACUAAGGCGAUGCACUCUCCUUCGGAAAAUGCAAUUGCUAACAAAACAGUAGUUACUAAAUUGCGAAAAACGACGGAUAAGAUUAAUAUACAAACUCAAUCCGAAUUUGAAAUUAAUCCAUCGUCAUUAACUUCAAAAUCGCAAUCCAAAUUCUUCUCUCAAAAGUUAUCGACCGAGAAGUUGCCUAAAGCAACGCAAUCGCGACAAACAAGACCCGGCAUGAAAGAAAGUUCUUGUGCAAGAGUUGUUCCACUUUCGGUUGCUUUUACCAAAGCAUCAGCUGCAACACGUUGCAUAUCCAGUUCCACUUAUACGUCAAAUUCUCCAAUUUCUUCAUUUAGUACUCCAUCGUUUUCAUUAUUACCGUCAACUUCUUCCAGUUCUAGGACUUCGUCGAGGACUAACACUUUUACUAGUUUUUCGCCGCCAUUGUCAGCCUCUUAUCCUGUUUUGGAAGGUAACAGGACGUCAUUGAUGCGUCAUCAGACAUUCUCAUCAUCAUUUGCCACAAGUUCAUAUAGGCCAUCGCAGCAGCUGCAUACGACUGCUGGUCCUUCGAAAUUUUCGGCGCAGGCAACAACGAUAAGAAGACGAUGUGAAAGUGGAGGCUUCGAAUUUGUAAAACCAAUUUCUUCUGCACAUAAAGCUUUAAGCCAUCAUCAGUUGUUGUCGGGAAUACGAAUAAAACCGACACUGGGAGACUAUGAACGUCCUAGGUUGUGUUUGCGAAAACGUGGCGAGUCAAGGAGUGGCGAGGCUGAAUCUUCUUCUACUUCGAAUACGGGUUCCGAAAACGUUGCAGAAUCUGGAUAG